GACUGAGGGUCAGCCAGCCAUUCCUUCUCGUCGUCCACCCAAGUUGAAAAAGAAGUGCACUCCCACUCCGCCGCCGUCUUCACUGAAUCGAUCGAGUGGCUCCUCCUCCCCCACUCCCCACUCACUCUGCCGACUCAUCUCCGGGCCGUGCCGCCUGGACCGCAGCCGCAGGAUACAUUGGCGAGCGAGCACAACAGCGCGGAGCGAGCGAGCAGGAAAGAGGAACAAGGAGAUCGCGCGCCGGCGACGCCAUCGUCCUUCCACUUUCGGAGGCGGAGACUAUCAGCUACUGACGGCCCGGUGCCGCAAACAGAGGAGCAUAUUUUUCUAGCUCCACAGAACUCUUGAGAUUCUACAAGUUCCCUGGCUAUGAGGUUGCUAUCAUCCGUGGAUCUGCCUCGUCAUCCGUGGAUGGCCAUGGUUAUCCUCCCCCUCCUCCUGCUCCUUGUGCCUCUCACCGCUGCCCAAAUGUGGCCAUCCUGUGGCGAGAGCGGCAACUACAAAUCAAAUAGCACCUACGAAGCCAACCUCAGGCUCCUCUCAUCCACCCUCCCGAAGAAAGCAGCGUCCAGCACCAACCUCUUCGCCACCGACACUGUUGGCAAUGCUCCGGAUGUCAUCUUCGCCCUCGCACUCUGCCGCGGGGACGCCAACGCCUCUGCCUGCGAGGGCUGUUUGGUUACCGCCUUCCAGGACGGGCAGGAGCACUGUGUGAACAAUAAGGACGCCGCCGUGUACUACGAUAACGAUCCCUGCAUGCUCAGGUACUCCAACCAGAAUUUUCUGGCCACCACCCUCAAUGAACAUAUGCUCGUCAUUGCGAGCAUCGAGAGCUUGAUGAACUUCCCGAAGCUCUUGUUCACGCUUCUGAACAACACGGCUCAAUCGGCCGUGAACAGCUCCAGGAGGUUCACUACCUCACGCUUAGACGUCAUCUCCUCUCCUACGCUGUACUGCCUUAUGCAGUGCACACCAGACCUGACCGCGAACGACUGCGCGGCCUGUUUGCAGCCUUACUUCCAGUAUACACUCCAGUACAUGGAUGGUAAGAAAGGUGGUCGAAUUCUGGGGACACGGUGUACCAUGAGGUAUGAGACAUUCCCGUUCUUCCAAGGGGACCCCAUGCUGCGUAUUAUCAACUUGGCAUCUGAAGUUCCGGCGACCAACAACAGUACUGUGCCGCCAAUUACUGUGAACCCACCCCCGCAGUCGCAGUCGCCGGUUGUGGCACCACCUGCACCUCCGGAGGCGCAAGCGACCAUCCAAGAACUUAAUGGACGCAACUCACGCCAGCGGGCGCUGUGGAUUAUCGCUGUGGCAGCUCCACUACUGUCAAUAUUUCUGUGUGUUAUCUGUUUUGUUGUAUGGAUGAGAAGACGAAGAAAAGGAACGGGAAUCUUACACGAUCAAGCUGCCAUGAAUAGGCCGGAAGAAGACGCAUUUGUUUGGAGAUUAGAAGAGAAGAGUUCAGAGUUCACUCUCUUUGACUUAUCUGAGAUAUUGCAUGCUACACACAACUUCUCCAAAGAAAACCUACUUGGGCAAGGUGGUUUUGGCCCUGUCUACAAGGGGCAGUUACCAGAUGGAACAGAAAUAGCAGUUAAAAGGCUUGCCUCGCAUUCAGGACAGGGUUUCACAGAAUUCAAAAAUGAAGUUGAACUUAUUGCAAAACUACAACACAGUAAUCUGGUCAAGCUCAUGGGAUGCUGCAUUAAGGGAGAGGAAAAACUUUUGGUGUACGAAUAUUUGCCAAAUAAGAGCUUGGACUUCUUUAUCUUUGAUGUUAGCCGAACAACUUUGGUUGAUUGGAAUAAAAGAUGUGAGAUAAUCGAAGGGAUAGCCCAAGGUCUACUGUAUCUCCACAAGCACUCUCGGUUGCGCAUCAUACACAGAGACCUUAAGGCCAGCAACAUUCUCUUGGACCAGGAUAUGAAUCCUAAAAUUUCUGAUUUUGGGCUAGCAAAAAUUUUCAGCUCCAAUGAUACUCAAGGAAGCACAAAGAAGGUGGUGGGAACAUAUGGUUAUAUGGCUCCGGAGUAUGCAUCUGAAGGCAUUUACUCGACCAAAUCUGACGUGUUCAGCUUUGGUGUGUUACUUCUCGAGAUCCUUAGUGGAAAAAGGAAUUCUGGUUUCCAUCAGCAUGAAGACUUUCUUAACCUCCUUGGAUAUUCAUGGCAUCUCUGGGAAGGAGGGAGAUGUCUUGAGCUUCUAGAAGCAUCAAUUGCUGAGGAGAUCCAUGCAGCAGAGGCUAGUAGGUACAUUCACAUUGCACUAAUGUGCGUACAAGAGCACGCAGACGAUCGACCAACCAUGUCGAAUGUCGUCGCAAUGUUAAACAGCGAGAAUGUUAUUCUUCCAGAGCCUAAACAUCCGGCAUACUUCAACCUAAGGGUAUCUAAGGAAGAUGAAUCGGGUAGUGUUCUGUGCAGUUAUAAUGACGUAACCAUCUGCAGUAAUAAUGACGUUACCAUCACCGAGGAGCCAGAUGGCAGAUAGUUGAUCACUUUGCUUCAGUUGUUGAUGGAAGUGCUAGCAAUCAGACAACAGGCAGGCAGACCAGAUCAAAGUAAACUCUCGCACACGUAUAUCAUAUUUUGGUUCUGAAGGAUGGCGACCGGCAUAUCUCUGUAGCGGUUAUUUGGUCCUGGGGUAGAUGUAGCUCAGCAUGUGUGCUGGGCCCUAUUGAUAUGGAGGUUAAUACUAUUGUAUUAAGCUUUUGUGCACCGCAUCAUUGUUUUCCACUGGUGGUGGUGGCUGCUGAUGUAGGCCUUAACGGAAGAAGACUUGAAAUCCAAUAGAUUUCAAUCUGAAACUAGCUGCAUUAACUGAAUAACUGUUAUGAAAAGAAGCAUUUCUGCAGAGUUGUCAUGAUAAGGCUAACAUGAAGGGGGUCUUUUUGGUAACGGUCGAUAAGUUCAUCGACCGUACUACUCAUUGCUGCUAAGACUAAAAGGGGUUCUUGAUGUAAACAGCAGCAGGUCAUAUAUAUAAAAGUCUAAAAGCAUUGACCUAUA
Messenger RNA from Hordeum vulgare subsp. vulgare (domesticated barley), 3014 nucleotides. Its product is annotated as cysteine-rich receptor-like protein kinase 10. The record is from RefSeq and is a predicted model, not a curated record. Gene Ontology annotation, biological process: protein phosphorylation. NCBI's taxonomy places the organism in Eukaryota, Viridiplantae, Streptophyta, Magnoliopsida, Poales, Poaceae. Gene Ontology annotation, molecular function: protein kinase activity; ATP binding. The coding region runs from base 370 to 2496 and encodes 708 amino acids. The transcript is spliced from 9 exons.